CGAAACGACUGCCCCGGGCAAUCUCAGCUUCACCUUCGGAACGAACUCCAUCUCAACGCUAGACGGCCCUACCCUCCUGUGACCGUUUCGCCCAUUCCCAGAGGAAGAAAGGAGCUCUGUUAGACGAUUUCUGAUUAGCGGAAUUCGGCAACAUGGCUGCAAUGUUCAGCCAGAAUCCCGUUAUGAACGGACCCAACUACUCGUUCAACGAUGCACCCAAAGUCAACGCACCAGAAGGUGCCCGGGAACACCGCUUCGACCCGUACACGGACAACGGCGGCUCGACGCUCGCCAUCGCCGGCGCAGACUUCACCAUCAUGGCCGGCGACACGAGGCUGACAUCGGGCUACAGCAUCAACAGCCGGUACCACCCGAAGGUGUUCCGGAUCGGCGGCUCGACGGCGGACCAGCACGACGCAACCAUGGUCCUGUCGGUGGUAGGCUUCGCGGCCGACGGCGAGGCCCUCAAGGAGCGGCUCGACGCCGUCUGCAAGAUGUACCGCUACCGGCACGGCAAGCCCAUGAGCGUCAACGCCUGCGCCCAGCGGCUAUCGACGAUCCUCUACCAGAAGCGUUUCUUCCCCUACUACGCCUACGCCAUCCUGGGCGGCCUGGACGAGGAGGGCAAGGGCGCCGUCUACUCGUACGACCCCGUCGGCAGCUACGAGCGCGAGCAGUCCCGCGCCGGCGGCGCCGCGGCGAGCCUGAUCACGCCCUUCCUGGACAACCAGGUCAACUUCAAGAACCAGUACGUCCCCGGCAGCGGCGAGGGCCACGCGCUGCAGGAGCGGGGACGGCGCCCGCUGUCAAGGAGCGAGGUCGAGAUCCUGGUCAAGGAUGCGUUUGAUGGCGCAGUGGAGCGCCAUAUCGAGGUCGGCGAUGGCUUACAGAUGCUGGUUGUCACGCAGGAGGGUAUCGAGGAGAUCUACCUACCGUUGAAGCAAGAUUAAGCUUCAGGGAGGCGGCGCACUGCGAGGGGGAAGACGCCUUUGUAUGUUCCGUUAUGUACACUAAACAAACAUUCCCCAAGCUUUGGGCACAGGUGGCAUUUCAUCAUAUCCCGGCUGCUCAGAAGGCCCGCUCAGGUCCAGGCAGUCUCAGCAUGCAGGUACACAACUGAUUGCCACUCCAUUCCUGGCAUUGAGGCAGCUUCUCCAAUUUACAGUCAGCGAGGCUAUUACAGGUGACGGUUCUACCUACUUAUUUCUACUACCCCCUAACC
Messenger RNA from Phialemonium atrogriseum, 1222 nucleotides. RefSeq names its product proteasome subunit beta type-6. The coding region runs from base 153 to 950 and encodes 265 amino acids. The transcript is spliced from 2 exons. The record is from RefSeq and is a predicted model, not a curated record. NCBI's taxonomy places the organism in Eukaryota, Fungi, Ascomycota, Sordariomycetes, Cephalothecales, Cephalothecaceae. Gene Ontology annotation, cellular component: proteasome core complex.